Messenger RNA from Meloidogyne enterolobii, 420 nucleotides. Lineage: Eukaryota; Metazoa; Nematoda; Chromadorea; Rhabditida; Meloidogynidae. The record is from the annotation of a GenBank genome assembly.
AUGUUUUUGGAGCUACCUUUAUUUCCUAAAAAUGUCAAAGAAAUGUGUAUUGUCCGUUAUUGGCUAGAAAAACUUUUUCGUUGUGGUUAUGAAAAAGCUGAAUUUGAUAAUAUUAUUUUCAAUCCAGUCUUAAUUAAAUUACUUUUUGAAAAUGAAGUAAUGGAGCUUAAUACCAGACAAACUAUUUUGGAAUAUUGUAUUGAGAAAUUUGAAUCUGAGGCAAUGAAAUUUGUUAAAGAUCAUUUGAAGACUUUUAUUAAAUUUUCUGUUGAGUUUACUUUGUGCAAUAAUACGGAACAAUGUAAUGGAAUUAUUAUGGAUAUUUUUAAUGAUGGAGCUAGAUUUCCUCAUGUUUGUAUAACUUCAAGCUUGCAUCCUUCAAUACUUGAAUUAAUAGAGAACGUAAGAAAAAUACCAUAA